UCUUAUAUAUUCAUUUGCUUUACAGAGAGGCCCGGAUAUUGUUAUGGUUGAUCAUAGCCUCAGCCAUAGCCGUUGGCAUCUAGAGGAUGAGCGCAUAAUAGCAGCUGUAGGACGGGCCGGCUUCUUGACAUGUUCAAAGCUUCGUUGGAUGAGGCUCGAUUGGCCCCUACUCACCGCUUUGAUAGAUAGGUGGAGGCCGGAGACCAACACUUUCCACUUCCGAAUGGGAGAGUCUACUAUUACGCUACAGGAUGUAGCUAUGAUACUUGGUCUCCGCAUAGAUGGUCCGUGCGUUACCGGCAGUGAUAGACAUUUUUGGCCGGACAAGUGUGAGGAGUUGUUAGGUGUAGCUCCAGAGUCAAUGCCUGGAGGAAAUAUUAAAUUGAAGUGGCUAAAAAAUACCUUCUCGGUGCCGUUGCCUUUUGAUGCGCCGCCAAUAUUGAUUGAGCAACAUGCACGUGCAUACAUUAUGCACAUGAUCGGUUCAAUAUUAUUUCCAGAUUCGAGUAAAGAUAAAGUGCAUGCCAGGUGGUUACCACUUAUCGGGGACUUGGACACGUGUGGUGCGUUAUCGUGGGGUAGUGCGGUUUUGGCGUACCUAUAUAGAGAGAUGUCUAAGGUUGCAUUCAUGAAAAAUAGUGACCUCAAAGGGUGUCUCAGCUUACUGCAAGUAUGGGCAUGGGAGAGGCUGCAUUUGAAGCCGAGACUAUGCGUGAAUUUACAAUUAGACGGACAAAUUCCACUAGGAUGCAGAUGGAAUGUCCAAAAAUGUUUUGACGAGACCCCGGCGAGACAGUUAGAUUUCUACCGAAAUGAGCUUGACCGCAUGAAGAUUUUUCAGAUGGAAUGGGAGCCCUACACCCCAUUUCUCGAUCAUCUACCCCCGAUAUGCACAGAAUACCCAGUUAUAUGGAGAGCCAGAGUUCCUCUAAUAUGUUUCGAGAUAGUAGAAAUGCAUGUACCGGACCGCGUGCUUCGACAAUUUGGUCUUGCACAACAUGUUCCACAAAUUGUUGAAAAAAUAGAGAGGAAGGCGAAGAAAGGAGGCCAACAAAAGGAAUGGCAGCUGAGCAUCAAAAUUAUAUACACAGAUGGAAUGAUAGACAUUUUUGUAUCAGCAAUAGAUGAUGUUCAAACCAUUGCAAAUAGUGGCUUGGAAUUGGCUCGAGCAGGUACAUAUCCCGAAGCACAGAAACAUGCAUCAAUAUAUCAGUCGAUAAUGCAGAGGCUUCACCAAGCCUUACAUCGAACUCAUGAAGACCUUCAUGAUGGACGAGAAGUACCUCAAUUAGUAUACACACGUCAACAACGACACAGACGAGGACGACGCAGAAACGACAAUGAAGCUGGGCCUUCCCAACGUGUUGACGACGGAGCUGGACCGUCACAACCACAAACGCAACCGGAUCAUGAACUCAUCGAAGGUCGGGAUAGAGGAGGCCGAAGACAAAGGAGGAGGAGAAGAGUUCUUGGAUGUAUGUAA
This is a messenger RNA of Asparagus officinalis (garden asparagus), 1483 nucleotides long. Its product is annotated as serine/threonine-protein phosphatase 7 long form homolog. The transcript is spliced from 6 exons. Gene Ontology annotation, biological process: meristem maintenance; meristem development. The record is from RefSeq and is a predicted model, not a curated record. Bases 44 to 1483 code for a protein of 479 amino acids. Lineage: Eukaryota; Viridiplantae; Streptophyta; Magnoliopsida; Asparagales; Asparagaceae.